Molecule: messenger RNA, 2655 nt
Organism: Dromaius novaehollandiae (emu)
Lineage: Eukaryota; Metazoa; Chordata; Aves; Casuariiformes; Dromaiidae
Product: transmembrane protein 25
Exons: 8
Coding region: 261-1388 (375 amino acids)
Biological process (GO): negative regulation of excitatory postsynaptic potential
Source: RefSeq, a predicted model, not a curated record
UCCCGGCGGAUGCGCGUGCUGGGAAAGGGGGCCCUGCUCUAGCCCGGCUUGUCUGCGCAGCGCUGCUGCGGAGGGCAGGACGGAGUGACGCGCCGUGCCGGGGGGACGCGCUGGGGACCGCCCCCGCGGCUCUGCGUGGCCGCAGCGGCCCGCGCUCGGCACCGCACUGCGGGCAGCCGCGUCCCCCGGCCCCACCGCGUGCAGGGGGCUGCGCGGAGCCCUCCCCGCGUCCCGGCCGCGGCGCGGAGCCGGCUGGCGCGAUGGGGCGUCGCGGGGGCUCGCCGGGGGCGGCCCUGGCCCGGCUGCUGCUGCUGCUGCGCGUCCCGGCGCUGUGCCCCGCAGGGCCGGGCCCCACCAUCGACGGGCGGGCGCUGGCGGCGCGGGCGCUGCGCGAGGGGGAGAGCCGGGCCUUCACCUGCCGGGCCCCGCGCCCCGCCGCCGCGCUCGCCUGGUACCUCGACGGCCGGCGGCAGGAGCCCCCCGGCCCCGCGGAGCGCGCCGCCAGCACCUUCACCCUCACCGCCCGGCGCGCCGACCGCCAGCUCACCUGCGCCCUGACCCACCCGGCCUCCGGGGACGCCGCCAACGCCUCCGUCCACCUCGACGUGCAGUUCGCGCCCGAGAUCCUGCGCGCGGACGCCCGCGCCGAGGGGCCGGGGCUGCUGGUGGUGCUGCUGGCGCUGGUGCAGGCCAACCCGCCCGCCGCCGUCACCUGGGUCGGCCCCGACGGGCGUGCGGUGCCCAACGGCUCCGAGCUCCUCGUCCCGGAUGCCGGCGGCCGCCCCGCGCUCGCCAACCACACGGUGCGCCUGCGCCUCGGCACCGCGGCUGGGAGCUUCUCCGUCAGCGCCGCCAACGGCCUGGGCAUCGCCAACGCCUCCGUCCCGAUCGCAGGUCUGCUGGAGGCCCGCGUGGAGCUGCCGCUCCUGGGGGUGGCUGUCGGCAGCGCCCUGGCCCUGGGCGCCCUGCUGGGCCUGGGCUGGCUCUCCGCCUGCGUGGCCUGCCGCCGCGCCAAGCCGGAGCCAGGUAAGGGCAGCGGGGGCCGGGGCACCGCUGCACCGGUGCCGCUGCUCCCUGAUGUCCCCCUUCCCGCAGGGCUCCCCGGACCCGCGCCCCUGCCUCCAAGGUGCUCCGGCUGCCCGCGGCCCGAGGGCACGCGGCUGCCCCGCGAGAACCGGUCCCUGCCGCCCAACCUGCACCUCAGCGACCUGGCGCGGGAGCCCGGAGCCAACCCCGGAGAGGCGGGAGCCGGUGCCGAGGGGGAGCAGAGUGCCCCUCCGGAGCUGGAGAACGCCCUGGUGCUCAGCAGCCUCGGGUUUGUCCGGUUCCCGGUAACUGGCUACAUUUACAAAGUGUCCAGCACGAGCAGCGAUGAGAUCUGGCUGUGAGAUGCGGCACGACGCCCGUGAGUCCGGGCUAACCCUCUCCGGGAAAGUCCGUCGGCUCCGCAGCACUGCAGCCCCCUCCCAGGCCACCGUUCCCGCCAGGCCCUCCCAGGAUCCCAGCCAGCAACCAGACUCCCUCCGCGAUCCGUGCCAGCGCUCCAGGUGGGAUACGAGCAAUACCGCGAGCCUCCAAAACCUCCACGUCUUCCUCAGCCCGCCAGGAGCCCGGCUGUUCUCGCUGAGGACCCGCAGCGCAGACCAGCUCUGGGUAGCGGCAGAAAUGCCAGCUGCAUGGAGGCUGUUCCUGUCCCACGCUGCCCUUGCAGUAGGAAAAACACGGCUUUGCUCGCAUGAGAAGAGACAGAAACACUGCGGUGGCUCCCUGUGCUGUUCCAGUGUUGGUGAAGAAGCAGCGAAGCGGUGAUGUACCAGUAACCCCAGCACUAACACCGAAGGAACCAGGUCAGCUUCCUGUAAAGGGGAGCACCUCGAGGAAUGGCAUUCUGGGGACAUGAAUCCCCGCCCUGCCUCAGACGCUCGCACGCAGCUACAUGGAGGUAGUGGCAGUGUGGGAGUGCCUGGGGCCCGUGCAGCCGAGUCCUGAGAGAACCCCCCCCCCCCCCCCGCCAGCUGCCAUGGCUGCUCCGGGAGGCUGCUCGGCACCUGGGCUGCUCCCGUGUCCUAGCUUUUGCCCUGAGUAACAGCCACUUGUGAGCUGCGCGUCCUGCCAGGGUGCCAGUCUCCCUUACUUCAUGAGCGUGCUUCUGGACGGAGCAACUCCUGAGGCCACCCGUGAGCCCUCUCAUUGCUACAAAGCUGCCAGAGCUCUGGGGGCUGCCUGGCAUUGGGUGCCAGUGUCGGAACAAGCGCGGCUGAGGGUGCCAGGGAGUCGCGCUGGGUUGCUGGCGCUGAGCAGCCCCUUGGCAAUUCGUUAGCUAUGCAUUGGAGCAGCGCGCUGGCAGGAGCUCCCUUAAUUGUUUUCAGUAGCUGUGCUGUUAGCCAAGGCAUGUUUUUAUUCCACUUAUGCACUUUAAAAAUAGAUUAUCAUCGAAACGCAGCAAAGUUGUUUAUAGACAGACUCUGUCAAGCUGCGACUGCUUUGAUUCCUCCCAGAGCAAGGGUAAGCACCAGCCUGAGGUUUAGCAGGUUUGUGACCUGCUUGUUAUGGAGCCUCGCCGCCUCUGCCAGAGCUGUGACAGACGUGUGGGCAGGCAACGUGCCAGCGGCUGGAAAGAGUCUUCCCAACAGCAAUAAACUAAGCUCAAGUGUC